Messenger RNA from Pichia kudriavzevii, 5958 nucleotides. RefSeq lists its product as uncharacterized. NCBI's taxonomy places the organism in Eukaryota, Fungi, Ascomycota, Pichiomycetes, Pichiales, Pichiaceae. The record is from RefSeq and is a predicted model, not a curated record. Gene Ontology annotation, molecular function: ATP hydrolysis activity; nucleic acid binding; ATP binding. The coding region runs from base 1 to 5958 and encodes 1985 amino acids. The transcript has a single exon.
AUGUCUUCUUACAAUGUCGCAUCUACUGGUUCAUAUAUGCAAGCCAUGAAUCCGAUGCGUGAAAAACUGGCCGAAUUGGUAUUACCAGGUGAAGCAGAGGCAUUAAAAAUUCCAGCAAAUCUCUUAAAUGAAAAAAUUGUGUCAGAUGCAAGGGAUGAAGCAACUAAACAAGUCAAUGAUCUGUUGAAGAAUUUUGAGAAUAUAGAAGAUGAUAUUCUUUUAGAUUAUGAAAUGAUGGAUUCUGAGCAAACCCAUUUACAAGAUGAUGACUAUUCACAUUACAGUGAUGAUGAAUCUGCGAAAUUCUUUCUUAUCGAGGAAAUUAAACAAGAGUGUAGGAGGAUCCAUAGAAAACAUAGUGACGAAGAGAAUGAUGACCAUGUACAGCUAUUUGAAAGUAUAGUUAGCUUGUUGAAAUCACAAGAAAGUGAGGUGGGAUUGCAGAGUGAAUUAUUCGACACUCUAGGAUUUGAAGAACUAGAUCUAAUUACAAAAAUAGUUAGUUCGAAGCUUGAAAUUAUUAGAGAAUAUGAUCAACAAAAAGAGGCACUGAAAAGGAAGUCUACUGGCUCAAACUUACUAAACAAUGGAUUGAUGACGACUGAGCAGAUAAAGGCAAAGGUUGCUGAAAAUGCUCGGCGUGCUAGAGAGAUGCCACUAUCCAAAGAUCAAACAGUCACUAGAUACCCUCAUGUUUUCAGGUCGCAUGAUCCCGGUAACAUGGUUUCAUUUACGGGCAAGUUUUAUUCUUUGCCAAUGGGUUCAACUAGAGAAGCCUAUGAAAAGUACGAGGAGGUUAUUAUACCAAAGUCUGAAAAACGAAAUUCUUCUGCUCCUAAUAUCUUCAUACCAAUCAGAGAAUUAGACUUUUUGUGUCAAGGUACCUUUAGAGGGUAUGAAACCUUAAAUCGUAUGCAGUCUUUAAUUUACGAUGUUGGAUAUAAUACCAAUGAGAAUAUGCUGGUUUGUGCACCUACUGGUGCAGGUAAAACCGACGUUGCAUUAUUGACAGUAUUACAUACAAUCAAGCAGUUUAUAUCUGAAAACGAAAAUCCUGGGGAAGAAGCCGUUAACAUUGAUAUUGAUUUUGAUGAAUUCAAAAUUGUUUACGUUGCCCCACUGAAAGCUUUGGCGUCAGAAAUUGUCGAGAAAUUUACUAAAAAGUUAGCUUGGCUGGGUAUAAAAGUUAGAGAAUUAACUGGUGAUAUGCAAUUGACUAAAGCGGAGAUUCUGGCAACACAGAUCAUUGUAACUACUCCUGAGAAAUGGGAUGUUGUCACGCGUAAGUCAAACGGUGACACUGAGUUGGUUGAAAAAGUUAAAUUGUUAAUCAUUGAUGAAGUUCACUUGUUACAUGAAGAUAGAGGUAGUGUUAUUGAAACUUUAGUGGCAAGAACAUUGAGACAAGUUGAGAGCUCGCAAUCGAUGAUUAGAAUUGUUGGUCUAUCAGCAACCUUGCCUAAUUUUGUGGACGUUGCAGACUUCUUAGGAGUCAACCGUAACGUUGGUAUGUUCUACUUUGAUCAAUCUUUUAGACCUGUUCCCUUAGAACAACAAUUGGUUGGAGUUAGAGGGAAAGCGGGAUCGAAACAAGCAAGAGAAAACCUAGAUGAAGUGUCCUUUGAAAAGUUAAUGCAAAUGAUCCGGGAAGGACACCAGGUGAUGGUUUUCGUUCAUUCACGUAAGGACACGGUUAAAACAGCCCGUUCAUAUAUUAAAUUAAUUAGAGACCAUUCAUAUGAAUCUUACUUUGACUGUUCUACUGAAGAAAAAUAUCCUUAUUUUGAAAGAGAGAUGUCAAAAAAUAAGAACAAAGAUUUAAGGGAGUUAUUCAUAGGUGGAUUUGGAUGUCAUCAUGCUGGUAUGAGUAGAGCAGAUAGAAACCUAACAGAAAAAUUGUUUCUGAGUGGAUCUAUCAAAGUUUUGGUAUGUACUGCCACUUUGGCUUGGGGUGUUAAUUUACCCGCAGCUGCUGUCAUUGUGAAAGGUACCCAGGUUUAUGAUUCAAAGGCCGGAGGUUUUGUAGACUUGGGUAUUUCCGAUGUUAUUCAAAUUUUUGGUAGGGCGGGUAGACCGCAAUUCGAAGCUCAUGGUAUUGGUAUUUUGUGUACAACAGCGGACUCUCUUGACCACUAUAUUUCAUUGUUGUUGCAACAGCAUCCUAUUGAAUCUAAGCUAUCUGCUAAACUAGUUGACAAUUUAAAUGCUGAAAUAUCAUUAGGAACAGUCACAAAUGUCGAAGAAGGUGUUCAGUGGUUAGGUUAUACAUAUUUAUAUGUUAGAAUGAAACAAAACCCCUUUGCAUACGGUAUUGAUUGGAAAGAACUGGCUAAUGAUCCUUUGUUAGUUCAAAGAAGAAGAGAUUUAAUCAUAGAAGCGGCUAGAAAGUUGCACAAAUUACAAAUGAUUGUAUUUGAUGAAAGGUCUUCGGGCUUCAUUCCAAAGGAUAUUGGUAGAAUCUCUUCUGAUUUCUAUUUGUUGAACGAAUCUGUUGAAAUUUUUAACCAGAUGAUUAAUCCACAAGCCUCUGAAGCAGAUGUCUUAAGUAUCAUUUCCAUGAGUUCAGAGUUCGAUAAUGUCAAAUUUAGAGAAGAAGAGGCAAAAGAGUUAGAAGAACUGCAAAAUGAAAAAGUCGUUUGUGAAAUAGGCCCAAAACUUGAAAAUUCACAAAAAAAAACAAAUGUUUUGCUACAAGCCUAUAUAUCCAAGGCAUUUGUCAAAGAUUCGGCCCUUUGUUCAGAUAUGGCAUACAUUGCACAGAAUGCUGCACGUAUCUGUCGUUCAUUAUUUUUCAUGGGUCUCAAUAGAAGAUGGGGUGUAUUCACCCGCCAUAUGUUAGAGAUAUGUAAGGCGGUUGAUAAACAGCUAUGGCCUUUUCAACACCCAAUGAAUCAAUUUAAUUUACAAUCACAAAUUAUUAAAAUGAUUGAAGCAAAGAAACCAACUAUGGAUCAUUUGAGAGACUUGAAUCCAGCUGAAUUAGGUGACUUAGUCCACAAUCAUGGUAUGGGGCCAAAACUGCAUAAGCUUAUCGGUCGUUUCCCAUACUUACUGCUUGACGUUGAGUGCUUCCCCAUUACCACAAAUGUGAUGAGGAUCCAUUUAACCAUAGAAGCUGACUUUGUCUGGAAUUUUGAAUAUCAUGGAAAUAUACAAUUUUUCUGGAUUUUGAUUGAAGACAGCCAUGCGUCUAAUAUUCUACAUUUUGAGAAGUUUAUUCUGAACAAAAAAUCAUUUGGCUUAUCUCAUGAACUAGAUUUCAUGAUCCCAUUAAGUGAUCCGCCACCACCGCAGAUUAUGGUUAGAGCAAUAAGUGACACAUGGAUUGGUUCUCAGACAGACGUUGCAGUUUCAUUCAAACAUUUGAUUAAACCUCAUAAUGAUACAGUGAAGACAAAAUUAUUGAAGUUACAUCCAUUACCGAUCACUGCAUUUCAUAAUAAAGAAAUUGAGAAAAUCUACAAUGCUAAGUUUAAAUAUUUCAAUCCAAUGCAAACUAUGGUGUUUCACAACUUGUAUAAUCUAAAUUCCUCUGUUUUUGUUGGGUCACCAACUGGUUCGGGUAAAACCGUUGUUGCAGAAAUGGCCAUUUGGAACGCUUUCAAUCGAUUUCCUGACUCUAAAGUUGUUUAUAUUGCACCCAUGAAAGCUUUAGUUAGAGAGAGGGUUGAUGACUGGAAAGUUAAGAUUUGUGGUAAUACCAGUCAUAGAAUUGUGGAACUUACAGGUGAUUCUUUACCUGGGGUUCAAGAAGUUCGACAAGCUGAUAUCAUUAUUACAACACCAGAAAAGUUUGACGGUAUUUCACGUAACUGGCAAUCUAGAAAAUUCGUUCAACAAGUUUCUUUGGUCAUAAUGGAUGAAAUCCAUUUAUUAGCAAGUGAUAGAGGUCCAAUUUUGGAAAUGAUUGUUAGUAGAAUGAACUAUAUUUCCUCGUUUACUAAGAAGCCGAUAAGGUUACUAGGCUUAUCUACAGCAGUGUCCAAUGCAAUGGAUAUGGCAAGCUGGUUGGGUGUCAAAGAAGGACUUUUCAACUUUCCUCAGAGUGUUAGGCCUGUUCCUUUAAAAAUGUACAUUGAUGGAUUUCCAGACAACUUGGCAUUCUGUCCUUUGAUGAAGACAAUGAAUAAGCCUGCUUUUAUGGCUAUUAAACAGCACUCACCAACCAAACCAGUGCUAAUUUUUGUCGCAUCAAGAAGACAAACAAGAUUGACAGCACUAGAUAUUAUUCAUCUUUGUGGUAUGGAAGAUAAUCCACGUAGGUUUUUGAAGAUGAGGGAAGAUGAACUAACGCCAUAUGUGGAGAAAGUUAAAGAUGACACAUUGAAGUUGUCGUUACAAUUUGGUAUCGGACUUCACCAUGCGGGUUUAGUUGAGAGUGACAGGCAAAUUUCUCAUAAACUGUUUGAACAAAAUAAGAUCCAAAUUUUGAUUGCAACGUCUACUUUGGCAUGGGGAGUUAACUUACCUGCACACUUAGUCAUUAUCAAAGGUACUCAAUUCUUUGAUGCUAAAAUUGAAGGAUAUAGGGAUAUGGAUUUGACCGAUAUCUUGCAAAUGAUGGGUAGGGCUGGUAGGCCUGCCUUCGAUACAAGCGGUAUCGCCAUGGUUUUCACUAAAGAGUCAAAGAAAACGUUUUAUAAACAUUUCAUCAAUGUUGGUUUCCCUGUUGAAUCAUCGCUACAUAAAGUUAUGGAUAAUCAUAUCGGUGCAGAAAUAUCGUCUGGUACAAUCAAAAGUAGACAGGAAGCAAUGGAUUUUUUAACUUGGACCUUCCUUUAUAGGAGAGCACACCAUAAUCCAACUUACUAUGGAAUUGAAGAUUUAUCACAAGAAGGUAUAAGUUCAUAUUUAAGUGGAUUAGUUGAUAAAGUUAUCGAUAAUUUAGUUGAAUCCAAGUGUCUGAUUACCACAGGGGAAAAGAUUGAACCAACGCCGUUUUUGCACAUCUCCUCAUAUUAUUAUUUGUCACAUAGGACUAUCAGGAAUCUUUUGAAUAAGAUUAAACCUAACGCAUCUUUCAGAGAAUGUUUAAGGUGGUUGUGCGAAGCAACCGAGUAUGAUGAAUUGCCUACAAGACAUGGUGAAGAAUUAAUAAAUAUGGAAAUGUCUCAAGAAAUGAGAUAUUCAGCUGACGAUCUUGAAGAUUAUGAAUUUAUUUGGGACCCCCACAUUAAAGCAUUUUUACUAUUGCAGGCAUAUAUGAGUAGGAUAGAAUUACCCAUUGCAGAUUAUGCACAAGACACUGUUUCGACAUUAGACCAAAGUUUGCGUAUUUUGCAGGCAUAUAUUGAUGCAUCAUCAGAAAUGAGAUACUUGUCGACUACUUUAAAUUUUAUCAAAUUGAUGCAAUGUAUAAAACAAGCCUGCUGGUUUGAUGAUGACUUUGUGUGGACGCUCCCAGGCCUAAAAGUGAGGAAAAUAGAUAAGUAUGAUGAAAGGUACGAUCACGAUGGUAGUGACUGGGUAUCUACUUUAGAGGAUCCACCUGUUACAUUAAAGUCAAUUGGAGCACUGCGGGGCAAUAAAAACAAAAUAGAUAGAUUAAUGGAUGAACUGAGGGUGAAUAAAAGAAAAAGAGAUGAAUUCUUAAGAGUUGCAGGAACUUUACCGACUGGUGACUUUAAGAUAUGUAAGCAAAACGAAUUGAGGGAACUUGAGAUCAAACUAGUCCAUCAUAAUAAGAUGUACCGUAAAGACUACAAUAUUUAUGCACCUAAGUAUCCAAAGCCACAAAGAGAAACAUGGUUCGUUCUAUUGUGUGAUUUGAAUGAGGAUGAACUGUAUGUCAUAAAAAGAGAAUCACCUAAGAAAAUUGGAAAUGUUGACAUGAUUGCCUCAAAGCUUAUUGUUUCCCCGGAUCUUUACGGUAAAAAAGUCGACGUUGUCGUGAUUAGUGAUUUUACUGACAUUUAUUAUCGUGGGAAGGUCACUUUGAAAAGCAGCGAUAGUGUAUAG